This is a messenger RNA of Pseudophryne corroboree (corroboree frog), 1198 nucleotides long. RefSeq names its product arginine vasopressin receptor 1B (gene AVPR1B). Bases 1 to 1149 code for a protein of 382 amino acids. Gene Ontology annotation, biological process: G protein-coupled receptor signaling pathway; positive regulation of vasoconstriction; cellular response to hormone stimulus. The transcript has 2 exons. Gene Ontology annotation, cellular component: plasma membrane. The record is from RefSeq and is a predicted model, not a curated record. Gene Ontology annotation, molecular function: peptide binding; vasopressin receptor activity. NCBI's taxonomy places the organism in Eukaryota, Metazoa, Chordata, Amphibia, Anura, Myobatrachidae.
AUGGAUACAAACUCUUAUCUUCUUGACUUGGCUGUAAAUUCUUCAGACUCAAGAGAUGAAAAUCUAGCUAAGGCGGAGGUGGCGGUUCUAGGUACUAUCUUAACAGUCACAACUCUGGGGAACUUAGGUGUUUUGCUUGCCAUAUAUCGCAGAGGGAAGAAGAUGACUAGGAUGCAUCUAUUUAUUGUGCACCUUGCAAUCACUGAUCUAGCAGUGGCAUUAUUUCAGAUCUUGCCCCAACUGAUUUGGGACAUUACUUUCAGGUUCAUAGGAUCUGACCUCCUUUGCAGGGUUGUGAAGUAUACCCAAGUGAUGAGUAUGUUUGCUUCCACUUACAUGCUAAUGAUGAUGACAAUAGACCGAUACAUAGCUGUCUGCCACCCCCUAAAGACUUUACAGCAGCCAAGUAGACAUGCGUAUAUCAUGAUUGGAAGCACAUGGAUCAUCAGUUGUCUUUUGAGUCUACCUCAAAUAUUCAUUUUCUCGCUAACAGAAAUUCAACAGAAUUCAGGAGUGAUAGAUUGCUGGGCCGACUUUAGGUACACAUGGGGCGCCAAAGCCUACAUCACUUGGACCACUGUAUCCAUAUUUGUUGUGCCUGUGGGAAUCCUGGUGGUCUGCUAUAGCUUGAUCUGUUUUGAGAUAUGCAAGAAUCUCAAAGGGAAAAUGCAGACAUCUGGGGCAAGACGCAGAGAAAGUAAUGGCCAAGUGAUGCCUUCCAGAGUGAGCAGUAUCCGGACAAUAUCAAGAGCCAAGAUCAGGACAGUGAAAAUGACUUUUGUCAUUGUUCUGGCAUAUAUCAUAUGCUGGACACCCUUCUUCAGUGUUCAAAUGUGGUCAGUAUGGGAUGAAAAUGCCCCAGAUGAUGAUUCGUCAGACUUUGCUUUCACCAUCACUAUGCUUUUGGCCUGCCUGAGCAGCUGUAGUAAUCCGUGGAUCUAUAUGUUCUACAGCAGUCCUCAGCUGUGUCCACAAAUGCCCUUUUCUCUUGCCCGAAGGCAGAACUCCGCAGGCAGCGCCUCCAGCCGACGGGACACCCUCCUGACACAGUUUCGUACACGAUCUUUGAGGAUGCAGGGCACAUGCCACAGCAUAAGAGAUCUGUACCCGGCUUAUGAAGACACAGUGGUAGAGUCAGGACUUCUCUGAUACUGAAAAAAUGUCUUUGACAGUAGAUGACUCACACAGAAAUGAGUGA